Biomphalaria glabrata is the source of this 9855-nucleotide messenger RNA. Its product is annotated as pleckstrin homology-like domain family B member 1. The coding region runs from base 522 to 7688 and encodes 2388 amino acids. Lineage: Eukaryota; Metazoa; Mollusca; Gastropoda; Planorbidae. Gene Ontology annotation, molecular function: protein binding. The transcript is spliced from 17 exons. The record is from RefSeq and is a predicted model, not a curated record.
GAUUUCGUGUUUCGCAAAGACAGGGAGAAGGCAGCACAGGAACUCGCCUUCAGUUCUUUUUUUGAUUCUUCGCCCUCUGAAAUUGUGUGUACAUUCUCGUAGGAAAGGAAUUGUACGUUUCGAGCGUCUGUUGAGGCCGUGGCUUAGAGCGUGGUGGAGAAGGUCUUCAGGACCGGGGAUGGCGAUGGCAGAUGUUACAACUGACCUAAAUUGUGACUUUUCUCGUUGGGUCAAUGAAAUUUUAUCCAAGUGUCUGCACGUACGCUUCAAAUUAAUCUAUCAACUGUAAAUUACUGUCAAUAUUAAUUGGAAUUGCUUCGAUUUAUAAGGAUUCAUAUUUCUAUUUUAUUUGGAAUGGUUAUACUAGAAUUGUGCUUGAAUUGGUUAACAUUUUGAAGUCGACAAAAGUUUAUUUCGGCACUGUUACCUAAUAUUAAGUGAGUGAUUAUGCUGGUCAAUCUGGCAAAUCACACACCGGAAAUCAGCGCUAAACUUCCAACACGGGAAACACCAACACCGCCAUGAUUUCGUCCAAGUCUCGGCGCGCUGCGAAAACAGGAGAGAAGCACCAGUCUGCCGUGCCAAGGCCAUCUGACGUGGCCAAGAAGAUAGCCACCGGUCCAUCGUGGAACCCGGCGCUGUCCCCUUCUUACGUGUACGGCAGGGCCAGCCCCCAGGUUCCACCCUCCUCUUCCAAUUACCAUGCAUCUGUUCCGACGCCUUAUUUUGAGCCGGAACACCCCGUACAUAAUCCUUACGAUGACCUCAAUCUGUACGCAGCUCAGAUCAACGCAGUGCACAGACCGGCUCCCAACGCCUCUGAGCCGCAGAUGUCAUCGAGGGUCCAAAAAAGCAGCAACCCUCAAGGAUCGUAUUAUUCGUACGGCAGACCUCAGCAACCACCAGACCCAUCGUAUUACUACAGGUAUCACAACCGGCAGAUACCACCGGAUGCUUCCACGUUUGCUUAUUAUGGUUAUGGUAAUCCAGCGCAGCAUCAGGCCCCAACAACUUCACACGGGCUAAACACAGGACAUGGACUUCACUCCGCUGUUUCAGAGCGUGGCUACGUGAUGAAAUCUCCGGAAAGCUACGAGCCCAGCUAUCACAAGACAAGUCUGUCCUCCUCGCACGAUCAUCUCGCAAGGCCCUUGUGUCAGGACUACAAAGUUCCAAGCCCCAACGGAAACUAUCCUAAAUCAAAUAAUCAGCAAGCCUUUUCCGGGGCAGGUCGAGCCAGAUCUGUAGAGCCCAUUUACCGGAGUCAGGUGGAUCCAUUUGAGCCGUCUUCGUCUGGUAAACAUAAUUUAAUCUAUGUGGGACAUGUGUUUGGAGGUGAUGCUGACCAAAGGAUGACCACUGGUUACGGUCAAUCGCAGGGUAGAUCUAGAGAUCAUGAGAUUGCUACGAGUUUUCUUAGCUCUGAUGGACAGCCAUCUUACAGCCAAUCCAGACAGGUAAUCAAAGACAGAUCUAGCAGUGGGAGAAGUCGUUUGGAUAGUCCAAAGACAAGGGCCAGUUAUAGACAGGCGCAGGAUGAAUCCUUAACAGACAUUAACCCUCAGCUACCAAACGACCAAAGCUUCCUGACUUCAACGCCGAAACGCCGACCAGUUCCCCCUCCUAACUUUGACAACUGGUCUUCCAUUGAUUCCAGUUCGGGGCAUCGCUCCAGAGACGCGCUCUUACGACUGAAAUUUGACGAGCCAAAUAGCUCACAAGAACGAAGCCAAAGUAUGAGCCCUAAGAGCGAUGACUCCUGGUUUAGAAACUCCAGAUCUCAUGAGGUAAAGAGCGACACAGAACCUUUAUAUUGUGACGUCCCAAUGGAGGACAGGGCCUCUUCAAGAUCACCUCUUAGCGUUAAAGACAGAGAAGCCGACUCCAAGUUCUCGAAAUCUGCUAGCAAAGGAAAAUCAUCGAAUGUACUUAACAGCCCUGGGCAUCACAGUGGACUUGCGGCUACUUUAAACUACCACCAACAGCUCAGAAAAGAGCUGGGAAUGCCUCAGCCUCAACAGACCCCUACUUAUUCUUACUCAUCUCCUAUAUACGGAGUGCCCGUCUCCAACAUCAUAACCCCUUUGCCCAACUCAAGCGACGGCUGUCUAAGCUCGGACACAUCUCCUGCAUCUCCAACAUCAAAGCAGCACUUCGAUCCCCAGGGCUCAUCCCGCUACGAAGCCAGUUUGAAGAAAUAUUACGAAGCUUUCCAAAGCCUCCAUGGCCACUGCUCCACUCCGCACUUGCCCUCAGCCACACUCUCCCAGUUUGAACAGCCCCUCUCUGGAUCGGAUCCGAACCUACGCAGUGAUUUAAACCAGCAGAGUAAACAGUUUCCGUAUUACGACAAUUUGGCCAACCACAGAAAUCGACCGCAAGAGAAAUCAGGAUACCCGUAUGUGACCCAGACUCUUCCGCUCUCAUUGCAGUAUAACAGUGCCACUUUGCAAAGCCAGAGCCGGCCAUCAAAGUCUUCUUCGUCGCUGCUGACAUCCUCAGCCACGGCCAUCCCUUCCUUCUACCACCACUCUGAUGGUCAUUACUUUGACCGCCCAUCCCCGUCCACCUCGCCCCUCUCCACUGCCUCAGCGCCGAGCUCCAUCAAACCCGUGGAUUACCCUCUCUCCAGCGUUCACGGAUUCUGUACCGUUCCCCGCAACCUUCAGCUCAGCCAGUCCCCGAACUCCAUUUACAGCCUGCAACGAAGGGAGCCGAGCUACGAGGAAAUUGAAAACAUAACUCCCUACAAGCAGAACACAUCUCCUAACCUCGACCCUUCAAAACACAGUCCAGCGGGACACGAUCAUAAGCAGGACUCUAAGCUUAACCAGUCAUCCUCUUCGUCGAACCAAUCUUCAAGCUUCAACAGUAUCCAUAAGGAGACCGCGUCCUCCAAUGACUCGUCAGUAACAGACUCACUCAACUCACCGGGAGAUAAUUUGCCAGCCACUCGACCUGAAGACUCAUCCAAAACAAAGAAAUGUAUUUUUGGCUCAGUUUCAGAAAAAGCGCAUCUUUUCGAGCAAGGGGCGACUACUCACAAAAACAAGGACUACGGGAAAGAAAGUAAACUUUUCGGAAAAUUCAAGUUCAUUGAAAAAAACAAAACAUCUAAAAAUAGCCCCAGCGAUGCAAAGCAGACGUCGUCUUCCAUGGAGGUCGAGUCAAAGGUAGAGAAGUCUACAUCAGCAGCGUCACUUUCCGCUGUGCCUGCAACAUCCUCCUCUUCUUCCUUGUCCGUCAGCUCCUUCGUCACAUCCUCGCCGUCGGGGACUGGACGGAUGUCCAACCCGGAAGAGAUCACCCACGACGUAACCAUGCGUGACCGAGGCCUCAACAGCCGGGCCAUGACCUCCAGCCUCCACGAGACCGGAAGUGUGGACGUAGAGGCCAUCAACGACUUUCUCAUGACCUCCUGCACCUACCCGUAUCAUCUGUUCUCAAGAAGGAAGAAACCACUUCCGGAUCUGGACACAAGCCCAGAGUAUGCAAGGAUGAUCUCCGAAGCAGAACGGAGCAGAUCAUCCUGCGGCUCCAACGAUGGCUCCGUUUCAUCCACGGGAUCUAGCCAGAGCAAGUCCCUGGCUUCCCCUGGCACGCCCACUUCGCCCGCCCCAGGCGAUGGAAACGACGACUUCUUAAACAAGGUUUGCAAGUUUGAGAUGAUCUCCAGGGUGAAGUCGCCCACCAUUAAGAGUCCCGGAGUUAAGUCGCCUACAUCGAAGACCCCGAACAGCAAAGUAUUUUCACAGGACGGGAAGAAGCCGAGCCCGACCUCGCCUUUCGGGACUCAGGCCUUCAUUGGAGAGAAGGUCUUCACUAGAGACACAGCGACUACCCGGGUGUCAGCCAGCCUUUUGCAAGGGCUAAGCACGGACAGGGUGCACAGUACAGGGAGCACAAUCAGCUCCAAUUCGCUGACCAGCGUGAGCACCCUGAGUUGGAAUUCUGAUGCCUCAGACACGUCUGCAGGAAGUGCUAAAGGGCGAAGCAGUGCGGGUAAGGACAUAAUGACUACGUCCGAUCCUGGAGGUGGUCACUCUAGUCACAGUUUAGACAGUAGCCCUUCCUCUGCUUCAAACACAUAUACCAAAGAGUCAUUGUCUAACUUAGCUCACGGAGGCGGCAAAAGGGGUGGCAUCAUAGAUCUAAGCACAUCAUCAGCGCCCACAAUUUCUUCCUCACCCUCAUCCACAUUCCCGCCCCAACAGCAGCCCUCUGGCACCACAAAAAAGUUCAUAACGCUGUCCUCUACAGACAAAGACUUUUCCCCGGCGCCCGUAGUUAAGCCCCUUCAGCCCAGCUCUAGUGGCUUCCCUUACAUAAAACCCAACACUUCCCCCGAGACCAAGGACAACGCCAGUCCUGCACUAGUUAACGGCAACCCCUUGAACAGAGACAGCGGGGGAAGUGGAAAACACAGAAAUACUUUUGAGGGAAUGGACUUUGAGCUGAACGAACUGCCCGGCCAUCAGCAAGCCUUAGCAUUAAAACACAGAGAAGUUGUAGCGGAAAGGAAGAUGGAACAAGAAAGGGAGAAGAAGGACAAGCAGAGGCUGGACGAGAUUCUCAGAAUGUGCGAGGAGUAUCAAAAUGAGGUCACUUACGACACCAGCCCCCACCACACGUCGCCGGCCUCAAAACAAUUUAGUUUCACCGACCAGUCUCACCCUCAGCCAUCCCAAAACCAGCAGCAGAGUAACUUUACGCGAAAAAUUCAGCCUCCGGGACCUCUUGAGCUUCAUUUGGAGACCACUUCAUCCCCAGUCAGUUCUCUCGACCGUAGAGAGCGCUCCGGCAACAUGACCAAAAUCAAAACGAAUGGAUCGCUAAUGCUUAACUCGCCCAACAAUCCACACAAAGAAUUUGGACCACUUAAUGUUCAACCAGGAGGGAUAUAUGCCUCCAAAAUGGAAACAACGUCUUCAGCCUAUUCUUCUAACUCUGAAGACGAAACUGUUGGUACUAGUGAAGACACAGGCACUAUAAAGAAAAGACCAAACGUGCCAGAGACAAGCCCAACCCAUAAACAGGAACAGCUUCAUAACAAGCGAAGGCAGCCUGGUGCCAGCGCACCCAGCGCUGCAUCAGCACCCCAUCUUAAAAUAGGGCAAAACGCCAUAACAAUGACGGCGGACAUUUCCCAGGACAACAUCAUCGUCACGACAACCAACAACUUUGCAGAGCAUGUUACUGUGACUUUGCCUGACCAACAUGAAGCAGAGUUCACCACACCGUCUCCGAAAAAUGCUUUUGAGAAACAUCCUUCCCCAAGACCUCAAAUCUCAAACAAUGUUCUAACACCCGAACAUAAAUCGAAAGAACCUGUUAACAAAACAUCUACCUUGGACAGUGCCUUAACUAUUCAUAAUACUACAGUUUCUUCUCAAGGACAUGUACAGAGUCAUCAAAAUCUACCAGAAACCGAACACGGUCUGGAAAUUCCUCCAGAGGAAGCCACAGAACUACCAGAGGAGAACUUUUCGAGCUCACGUAGUGCUACGGUUUCCUCUGAAUGGGAACCGGGGCCUUUCGUCAAAGAAUCUCAUUCUUCCACAUCAUCCUCCAGCCAGACCUUGAGAGAGGUCUCCAAUCAUUCCUCGAGGACUUCGUCUUUGUCUUCCAGCAACAUGGAUGUCAAAGAAGACACACCGACACCUGUCAACAGUGACUCUGAACAUGGGGAUGUAAGGCCUUCUAACAUAGAGCCAUUAUCACCCAGAAAUGCUGAGAUAUUCUCUGGAUGGUCGACUGGAUCUCUUGGUGCCAAAGAAGAAUGCCAGCUCCGAGGACAACUGGAGGGUCUGAGGCUAACUAAAACCCAGCUUCUAGUAAAGAUUGCUGAGAUCAGAAGACAAAUAGCUGAGAUUGAGCUCCAAGAGAGUGAAGCUGUACGAGAGCUUGACCUAGAAACUAAACUCUUGGAAGGUGAACACAGAGAGCAGAUGAAUCAACUCCAGGCUGAACAGGAGAGGAUCACAGAGAUGAAAAGAAGACAGCAGGAAACACUGGCUGCUGCUUUAAGAGAGCGAGAGAAAGAACAGCGGAUUAUUGAACUAGAGAGACAGAAGCUGCUGGCAUUAGAAGAAGAGCAGCAUGAGCUCAAUGCUCGCAUUCUGCAGUCGUCCACUGCCGGCAGCGGGAGUGUGAACAGUGGGGCAUUGAUCAUGGAUGAAGAGACCGCUGCUGUAAGACUACGACUGCAGCAGGAGCUGGAGUGUCAGAGAAGGCUGUUUGAUGAUCUGGAGUUUCAGCAACUAGAGGCUGAAGCCAGAUUUGAGACUGAGAAAGAACAGAUCAAUAACAGACUAAUGGCUCAGCAAGCUGAGCUCCUGGGCAAAUAUAAGGACAGGGAGGAGCGUCUCCAACAAAUUGAUGUCCAACAGAAGAAAAUGUUGAGUUCUGUCAAAAGUAAUUUAGAGACGUUGAAAGAGAAGAGGCUAGAACUUGGAGAAAGUUAUAAAAAGGAAAAAUCAAAUGUGGCUCACUGUGAUAAAAAGAUUGGAGAAAUAUCUAAAGCCUUGGCUGUACCUCUUCCAGAUGAAAAAGCCAAUUCUGAUGAUGAGAUGGAGAUGAAUAUGAAUGCCCACACACCUAGCUACAGCCAGCAUCAACGCUUUAUUGACAGCAGUGGAAAUUCUAUAGAAUUGAGGAGACCCCUGGACCUCUCUUUAGACAGUUCCUCUGGCAGCUUCACCCUGGGCCCUAAUGGUGAGGUUCUCCGGAAAAAAUCUGCUACUCUGCUGGAGAUCGAGAGAAAUAGGUCGCUCUUCAUUGAACAGCAAGCAAACCUAAUCUUCUCUGCUGGGAGUAUGAUCAUUGACCAGGAGAGGAAAAGGAUAGAGGAGCUGAGGAGGAGGGCUGCUGAUGAGGGACGAGCCCAGUGGGAGGAGAGGAGGAGAGUAGCAGAGGAAACAAGCAGGCUGCAGCUGGAUGAGCGCAGACUCAGGGAGGUCAACUGCAAGAGUUUCAACUCCUUAGAAUCUGAAGACUCCAGUGUGACCAGUAGCUGUGAUACACCAAGCGAGAAGGAGACAAGUUUGAGUGGAGGAGAAGAGCAUCUAGAAAAGUUGGCAGAACUAGAACGUCUGCUAGCACAAGCUCAGUCUGAGAAAAUGAAGCUAGUGGAAGAACAGGUCAAAAUACGAGAAUCUGAGAUGUUGGCCUUACAGAAAAAUGAAGCUCUAGAGAGGGAGCUGGAACAGGUGAAACUCAGGGAGAAAAAUACACAAAUGCAAGCCAGGCCCAUGACCAGAUUCUUACCAAAUACAAGCAAAGACUUUGACCUCAGGGCCCACAUUGAAGGGUCUGGUCACCUGCUAGACAUGUGCCCCCAUGUCAUUGUAACCAACCACAGCUGUCGAGGUUUCCUGCACAAGAUGGGCGGCCGAAUCAAAACCUGGAAGAAGCGAUGGUUUGUUUUCGACCGUAUGAAGAGGAAGGUGUUGUACUACACAGACAAGACAGAGACUAAACUCAAGGGUUCCGUAUGUUUCCAAGCAAUCGAAGAAGUGUAUGUUGAUCACUUACGCACUGUGAAAAGCCCCAGCCCAAAAUUAACAUUCUGUAUGAAGACAUUUGAUAGAACCUAUUAUCUAGUGGCGCCUUCACCUGAAACUAUGACCAUAUGGAUAGAUGUUUUAUUCUCUGGGGCUGAAGGAUACCAACAAUUUUUUGACAGCUAGUAUUCUCUGGGACAUGGAAAGAGAGAACGAGUUCUGGUAGAUAAUCUCACAGGGUGAUUGGCCCGAUAGGAAUACAAGUUUGCAUGAGAUUCGACUUCAGUUGUGCUUCAUGCGGUGUUCAACUAGUGUUGCUGACCAUUCAAUCACACAAAACACUUUUUUAAACAGUCUUGUAUCACACCUUGUAAACCAUUUUGUGAUGCAUUAAGUUUAUCAUUUUUCAGAUUUAUGGUCAAACUCAUUCAUAGUCAAUCAUUUAAUAUCAACAAGUUAUCUGAAAAGCCAGUGAUUAUGUAUCAGUUUAGCUUAACUGUUUUUGUUCUUUGUAUGACCUUCACACAUUAGUAAACAAAAAAUGUGAAUUAGGCAGUAAAAUAGAACACUAUAGGUCUUUUUUUUUUAUAAUAAUUUGUACUCAACAGUCAGUAAUGAAUGUUCCAUUCAAUAAGUUUUACUUCAUAAUUAUCUAGUGCCACUAUUAGCAACAACUCAGGAAUAUACCUUCUAUUUUGUUUUUCAAUAUUUUUUAAUACGAUUUAUUCAUAGUUUCCAUCUUUUUAAUUAAUAUAAUUUUUUUUUUAAAUGCUAAUAAAAAAAAAAUAUUUUUAAAAUUUGUUUGAAAACUAUGAUGAUGAAUUUUAUUUACAGCCUAUUGGAUAUAACUUUUUUAUUUAAAUAAAAGUACUGCCAAAUAACACAAAUAUAAAACAUCUUAUAGAAACUGGGAAAAAUAGUAAAAAUGUAGAGACUAAUUCUAGAAAAAAAUCUCUUGACAUAUGUCAAAACAGUUUGUAGAUACUGGGAAUUUCCCAGACUAAACCGAUUCAUUCUUCUUGUUAAUAUCUGCUCCUUGGUUUAUGUGGUUGGUUCCUGGAAGGAUUGUUUCUCACUUAAUGUGUCCCUACUAGGUUAGCUCAAAUAUAUUCGAUAUCUCCUUCCCUGACAUUUUAUAAUCAACAGCCCUACACUUAGGCACUAGACUGUGGCUGCUGAGUUGGCAUGUCAAGGGUUACGAAAUUAAGAAAAAAAAUGUGUGUUAACAAAAUUGUUAAACAUUUAUUUCCUACUUAGUUUCCACUUUGUAAACAAUAGACAAUGUCAUUAAGUUUGUGGAAAAUAUUUAAAAUGUUAUGAUUCAACAAGGCAUUCAAGAGUAAAUGUAAUUUAAUGUCUUUAUAAUUAUUUUAUUACAUAGAUCUUUACAUCUCCAAAUUUGAAAUAAGAAAAAUUAUUAUAAUUACAAGAGAGAGCUUUUUGGAAGCUGUUUAUUGAAAGGAUUUUCUUAUUUCUGUAGAACUUAUUCUGUGAGGGGUAAAAAAACACUGUAACAAUCUAUAUAUUUUUUUUUAAGUUAUGUUUUUUUAAAACUGGUUACAUAUUUGUUUGUUACUAUUUAUUGUUUAAAUAUUAUUUUAUACACUAUUAUAUAUAGAGAUAAACAAAAGGCUAUUUUUUUUUUCCAAUGAUUGUGAAUAUUUGUGUACGUCUAGAAUAUUUAUUGCUGUAAACCUGGCUCAUAUAAAUAGUACUGCUGCAUUUAUUGUGUCUAUCUAGCUGUGACCUGUAUAGCUGUGACUUGGAACGUGUACAGUUUUUUUUUGUAUUUAUUUCACAAGGGAUCAAGACUUGUAUCUAAUUUUAUAGAGAGCACAAGAUUAAAAAACAAGAGAAAUGGUUUGAUCAGUUGAAGUCUGAGAGACAGUGGCUGAUCUGUCAUGACCUGUAAUAAUAUAGUCUUUAUAUCAAACAUAACUUACACAGAUAAUAUAUCAAUAUGAAGUAUAACAUAUAUACAUCGUUGUAAAAAAAAAAAUUAUAGUUAAAUUCAAAUUACUAUUUUUAUUUCUUUAUUUACCAUUAUUUGUUAACGAAAACUUUUAAUUACAUUUUUAUUUGUAACUUGAACAUUAUUAGUUCCUAUCUUUUAGUCCUUGUGGCACCUAUAUAUAUAUAUUUUUUAAAUUCUUGCUUUUUUUUUUUGUUAUUUAUCUAUCUUUUCUUCUUUCAAUUACUGAGCAAUAUUUGUGUCCAAUAGCUUGAAAAAAAAAUUGAAUGUUGAUAUUUGAUUCUACUCUAGAUUUCCAUACAAGAAUGCUCAUAAUAUCAACUGAUAAUGAUUGUCACAAAUAAACUUGAUCACAGUUCAUACCAUGAUAAAUAUUAAGAA